AAAUUAAUCACCGGGGAAGGAAUAUUCACGUGCGAACAAUUACAAGUACACCUCCAACGUCCGACGUCACCGAUGAGCGACUAUAUAUCGUUAAGUUUAUCUCGCGCGCCUCACACUCCUGCACAGUCAAUCCUGCGGGGAACACCGUAUGAUAUAAGAACAGUUAUCCGACGAUUAGAUUAGAAAAUUACGAUUCCGUCUCGCCUCCGUUGGCAGCGUGACACGAGAUUCGGAGACCGGUCGGUACGCGCGCCACAAUAACUCCUCGAAAUAGGGCAACGGGUGAAAGUAAACUCGAUGAAGGUGGUGCACAAAUAAAAAAUAAUCGAGAAAAACAUAUCGCAGUCUCCGGCUCUCAGUCUCUUCGAGCGCGUUGUCUGGGUACCAUGUGCCAUUGAUCACACCACCAUCAUUCCUGCGAAGAUGAUACAGAUAUAGUGCUUUACGCCGAACAAGAUCUUGUUCUGUCACCGAUUGACGUUUGUGUUUUUGGAUUUUGAUUAUUUUUAUUUUAGUAAAAUUUUAGUGAAAUGUUCCAAUCAUGGACCGGUUUAGGAUUAUUUGUGGUGUUGCUUGCGAAUAGUGCCCUCAGUUUAGAGAAUGGACUGGCCAGGACGCCACCCAUGGGGUGGCUGGCUUGGGAGCGUUUCCGAUGCAACACCGACUGCAAAAACGAUCCGGAAAACUGUAUAAGUGAAAACUUAUUCAGGACGAUGACUGACAUCGUGGUGAACGAAGGAUAUGCAGCAGUCGGAUACGAAUACAUCAACGUGGACGAUUGCUGGUUGGAAAGGGAGAGAAACGCUUACGGACAAUUAGUACCUGAUAGGACAAGAUUCCCCAGAGGAAUGAAAUCAUUAGCAAAUUAUAUUCACUCCAAAGGUCUGAAGUUCGGCAUCUACGAGGACUUCGGAAACUACACGUGUGCAGGUUACCCAGGUGUGUUGGGCUCGUUGCAAAUCGACGCCGACACCUUCGCCUCUUGGGACGUCGACUACGUUAAGCUGGACGGCUGUUACGCCCAUCCGUCCGAAAUGGACCGGGGAUACCCCGAGUUCGGUUACUUCCUGAAUCGAACCGGCCGGCCCAUGAUCUACUCCUGCAGCUGGCCUGUUUACCAGAUCUACGCGGGGAUGCAGCCCAAUUUCAGCUCCAUCAUCCAGCACUGCAACAUGUGGAGGAACUUCGACGACAUUCAGGACUCUUGGGCCAGUGUAGAGAGUAUUAUCGACUACUAUGGUAACAAUCAGGACGUUAUCGUGCCCAACGCCGGACCGGGGCAUUGGAACGAUCCGGACAUGUUAAUUAUCGGUAAUUUUGGCCUGAGUUACGAGCAAAGCAAGACCCAGAUGGCAAUUUGGGCAAUUCUGGCAGCCCCACUUUUGAUGUCGGUGGAUCUUCGUACGAUCAGGCCAGAAUAUAAGGCUAUUCUUCAAAAUAAGAAGAUCAUUGCUGUGGAUCAGGAUCCUUUGGGAAUUCAGGGCAGAAGGAUAUACAAGCAUAAAGGCAUCGAGAUCUGGUCCAGGCCCAUUACGCCGUUGUACCAGAACUACUUUUCCUAUGCUAUAGCUUUUGUAAAUAGAAGGACGGAUGGUACUCCGUCUGAUGUGGCUGUUACUUUGAAGGAACUCGGACUUACCUCGCCUACUGGUUAUAGAGUCGAAGAUUUGUACGAAGACGUGGAUUACGGUAUAUUAUCGUCGCAGACCAAAAUCAAAGUGAAAGUAAAUCCUUCAGGUGUUGUGAUAUUGAGAGCUGACGUACAAGCCGACUACAACCGAAGAGUUCCUUAUUACACAACACAAAGAACUGUUUUUAAUCCGUUAAAUCAAGUGUUCAGAGUGCGUAAUAACGGAUUUUAGUUUCGUGAUUUUUUUGUAUCGUUCGAUUAGUAAAAUAAAACAAAUAAAUUAUUAAUUUAGUUGUUUAGGUACAGGUUGUAUUAUAUUUUUACAGUUUUAAUUUAAUUUUAUAUAUAAAAACAAAGUGAAAUAUAUUUUGUUAAUCCAGAA
Molecule: messenger RNA, 2012 nt
Organism: Aethina tumida (small hive beetle)
Lineage: Eukaryota; Metazoa; Arthropoda; Insecta; Coleoptera; Nitidulidae
Product: alpha-N-acetylgalactosaminidase
Exons: 7
Coding region: 531-1862 (443 amino acids)
Biological process (GO): glycoside catabolic process; glycosylceramide catabolic process; oligosaccharide metabolic process
Cellular component (GO): cytoplasm
Molecular function (GO): alpha-galactosidase activity
Source: RefSeq, a predicted model, not a curated record